AUGUCUCACCUCCAGUACUACGCCUACGAGAAGUUUGGAGUCCGCCAGCGGGAGGUGGUGGGCUACAGCCAGGCUGUGCGCGUCGGGGAUCGGAUCGAGGUCGCGGGACAAGGUGGCUGGGACCCCGACACCGGGGUUUUCGAAAAGGAAAUCAACGCCCAGAUUGAUCUGGCCUUUAGCAACGUCGACCGAGCCUUGAAGGACGCCGGGGGCAAGGGCUGGGAGCAAGUGUUUCGAAUUAACUCCUACCACCUCCCUCUCAACCGGGAGGCCGAAGAGGCCAUGGUGCGCAACCUGAAGAAGUGGAUGCCCAAUCACCAGCCCUUGUGGACGUGUAUUGGCGUGGCCCGGCUGGCCGAGGACGACAUGAGGGUGGAAAUUGAGGUCUCGGCUCACGAUCCCGAGGGAGCUGCCACGGCCAAGGCUAGCAAGUGA
Molecule: messenger RNA, 435 nt
Organism: Metarhizium robertsii ARSEF 23
Lineage: Eukaryota; Fungi; Ascomycota; Sordariomycetes; Hypocreales; Clavicipitaceae
Product: L-PSP endoribonuclease family protein
Exons: 2
Coding region: 1-435 (144 amino acids)
Source: RefSeq, a predicted model, not a curated record